GCAUACGCAUAUAUGUUCAUAGCUCACCCUUGCGAUGUGCUCAUUUGGCGAAAGGCAAUGCAUUCGCAAAGGAGAUGUACCUACGCGAACGAAUUGAAGUAGGACUGGGAAAAGUCAACGAAAGGGCGCGGCGUUAUAUAUAAGAUAUAAGCUAUAUUUUUGCCGAAAGAAUGAAAAGAGAUAGCGCGACACCGCGUAAAGGCACCCAAAUGGGGAAACUUCAAAUUUAAAAGAGUAGGGUAAAAAGGGCCACGCAAAAGGCACGAAAUGCUAUUUCAAUCGACAUGCUUUCAACGCAUGCAUGAACAUGUAUGCUGAAAAAACGUGAAUUUUUUUGUAUUUUUUUUCUUAUAAAUUUGUAACUAUAGCACAAAAUAUCAUUUCCUUGGUCCAUUUUUAUUAUGGUGACGCGCUGCCCUCACCGCACCAAUGGCCAUAAUAAUGCCACACUGAAUGGCAAUAACACUGCGAUUACGUUUUGCUAUGCUGGUUAAGUGACGUGGGUGUGUCAUCCGUGCCCCAUUGUAAGCUACACAAAUCGACGAUUUGCGGCCCCCUUUUUGUAACUCGCCUCAAAUAAGCAUAAGCUGAACUACGCCGCGGAAAAUAAUUUCGUAAAAAUUGAUAUUCAUGUCGGGCACAUUGCCUCACCUUACAAAAACGUAGCACCUGAGAUAUUCUGUCAUAACACGCGGCGUUGUAAAGAUUUGUAGCCAUAUUCAUAGCGUAUUGGCAACAGGAUUUUCUUUCCCCUUUUUUUUUUUUUUUUUAACACCAAUUAAGGGGGAGAAGAAAUUCUGUAAGAACAGCAGGGGCUUUAGUGCGAAGGGCCGCUUUACAAAAAGACCACAUUUUUUCCACCCAACCAUCCUGGAAUGAGCGAACCAAUAAAUGUAAAGCAUAAGAUAGGAGAUACAUAUCGAAAGGUGUACUCAUAUUUUAAGCCAAUCACAAAUUCGUCUUCAUUUGUUAAAAAUGGGACACUAACCCCAGCGGAGUUUGUAGACGCGGGGGAUUUUCUCGUGCACAAGUUUAGAACAUGGGAAUGGCAAGAUGUAGACACAAAUCGGAGAGUUCCCCAUCUACCUGAGGGGAAGCAAUUCCUCUUAACGAAAAAUGUAGCGUGCAAGCAAAGAAUUAAGGACUUGAGUUAUAUCAUGCGCGAUGUGAAAACUGUUGAGAACGAUUGGCUGCUUCCAAGCUACGAAGAGGAGAACAACGCCACUGACAUAGAUGAAUACAUGCGUCACUUGGAGCCCCCCCCCAGAAGUGUGCCCCGAGAGGAAAAGGCGCAUAACCACAACGAGGAUGCCUCGGAGGAAGAGGACGACGAAGCCAUUGACAUACAGAACUUUGAGGCACACUUUGACCCAAACUUUGACCUCAUUAAGGAAGAUGACCCAGCCGCGCUGAACCACGCAGGUCUUUACUCGUACGGUGGACAGAAUGAAAACGUUAUGAAAAUACGCACGUACGAUGUCAGCAUAACGUACGACAAGUAUUAUGAAACUCCUCGCAUAUGGCUGUUUGGAUAUGACGAGAAUGGGCACCCGCUAAAAUCGGAGGAAAUUUUCGAAGACAUCUCUGCAGAGUACAGUUACGAGACGUACGACCCCCACCCGUGCACAGGCGUGAUGACUGCAUCUAUCCACCCGUGCAGACACGCCGAAGCGAUGUUAAAUAUUGUAAAAAAUUGGAUGAGCGAGGGAAAGGAACCGAGGCAUGAUCUGUACCUCCUAUUUCUUUUGAAGUUUGUCUCUGGGGUGAUACCGACGAUCGAGUAUGACUUUACAACGGAUGUAGAGCUCCCGAGGGAUGACAGGCAGUAG
Molecule: messenger RNA, 1829 nt
Organism: Plasmodium vivax (malaria parasite P. vivax)
Lineage: Eukaryota; Apicomplexa; Aconoidasida; Haemosporida; Plasmodiidae
Product: Autophagocytosis associated protein, C-terminal domain containing protein
Exons: 14
Coding region: 876-1829 (317 amino acids)
Biological process (GO): nucleophagy; autophagy of mitochondrion; autophagosome assembly
Cellular component (GO): cytoplasmic ubiquitin ligase complex; cytosol
Molecular function (GO): Atg8-family ligase activity
Source: RefSeq, a predicted model, not a curated record